Branchiostoma floridae (Florida lancelet) is the source of this 5673-nucleotide messenger RNA. RefSeq lists its product as uncharacterized. Lineage: Eukaryota; Metazoa; Chordata; Leptocardii; Amphioxiformes; Branchiostomatidae. Gene Ontology annotation, molecular function: protein binding; protein kinase activity; G protein-coupled receptor activity. The record is from RefSeq and is a predicted model, not a curated record. Gene Ontology annotation, cellular component: membrane. The transcript is spliced from 24 exons. The coding region runs from base 225 to 5069 and encodes 1614 amino acids. Gene Ontology annotation, biological process: G protein-coupled receptor signaling pathway; protein phosphorylation.
GUAUUUGUCCAACCGCUAAGAUAGGCGCCAGUCGCGGUUGUUAUAUGCAGGUGAGACAAGAGGAGUCUAGUCUCUCCACAUCACAGCAGCAGAGGUUAUCUCCCACGCCGGCAGUAAAGUCGAGCAGACGAACUGAGGAAAUUACCGGCUGACACAACGACCACUCUGCGCUGAAUUUCCUCGUCUCAGCACACAUUACGGACGUUGUUACGAGUCCAAGAGAAAUGGAUGGGAACCCCCUAGUCAUAGUCUACUGUUUCAGCAUGGGACAGCUCACCAUAUCCCUCCUCUUCUUCCUUUUCACUGCCGAACCACUCGUUUCAGGGCUGUGCCUGGAAGAGGGUUUCGGAGACUCAGGCUGUGAUAGCUUCAGAAAUCUGCUGUCCGACUGUGGUCACAUCCAAACCGCUGGUUUCCCACUUGCGCCGUAUAAGAACGACACAGUGUGUGAAUGGCACAUCCAUGUUAGGCCAAGACACCGCAUCGUGCUAGUGUUCGACCGCUUUCAGCUGGAAGAAUCAGGCGAAACUUGUGAGUAUGACCAACUGUCUAUCCACGAUGGUGUCAAUGAAAAAGCUCCCAAGCUAGGGACUUUUUGCGGCAGGUAUGAUUCUUUCAAAGUCCUCUCCAGCCGAAACCACUUGUACCUCAAGUUCACUUCUGACGCAUCCAUGGCUGCUGCAGGUUUCUACGCAUCAUACGUUUCCGAAGAAGCAGGGCACGAGGCCCACCAAGCCAUUGUUGACAUGGGCCAGAAGACGUUCCCGUGCCCGGGUUCGUUGAAUAUCACUGGGGACGAGAUGGCCUUAAUACCACUGCAGCUCACCCUGCAGAGCGAGCUGAGGGAGCGGAUGUGGAUAACCUGGGACCCUUGGGGCGUAGUUGACAAAAGCUACUUACGGAUAUACGAAGGCAACAACAUCAAUACAACGCCAGUCGUAGAUGACAACUUCAGACAGAAAGUGACUCGCUCAUUUAGUCCUAAAGGUCACCAAUUCUUACUUUCACUCCAUCUUUGGAACAGAGACGGCGGUGUUUUCAUGCAGUGCUUCAUUGAAGAUGUUGUCGAUGAACUCCCUUUGUGCUUUCCUGACCCGAAAAAUACCAACGUUGGGUCUGUGGUAUUUGGUAAAAAUAUGCAUCCAAGACAAGAUGAUGCACACGUGCAUUGCAAGAUCGCGGUAAAGGCUCCAAGCGAUCAGCAACUUCUGGCCAGCAUGGACCUCGUCAACACAAGCCCAACAAUUUCAACUCGACAACAAAUAAACGGCAACAACGCUCGAGUCGACCUGUAUGAUGGUACGAUGAGGCUAGGAUCUAUGUGGCCAGCGCCCUACGUGACUCUUCCGCUCCCAACUCUAACUUCUGGAAAUGAGCUUUUGAUCAUACUGUGGAAAGACUCAGCAAACCUGCAAAGUGCGCAGUGGACUCCUAAGAUUCAGUACAGCCCAACAGGCUGUCGAGAUCUAUCGCACCACCUCACGAAGAAUGGAACCACGACUAUCCAAGCACCUUGUGGCAUAUUCAAGCACCUCCCCGACCAUGACUUCACCAACUAUGACUAUCGAAUACGUAUUGAAAUGAAAGAGAAUAUGUUCAUAGAGAUUCUUAUGCCGCCACUAUCGAGGUACGAAGGCAUCAGAUUCAUGUGCAAAGGAAUGAAGGAUGGAUGCGACGAGGACUUACAGAUUUACGACUUACAAGGGAAUUCGCCAGUGUUGAUUUACUCGUAUUGCCGGGAAGCAGAGGAGGACUGGAAGACGAUUACGUCAUCUAGUCACGCAAUUGAGAUGGUCUACAGGUCCUUCUGCACCUGGUCUAGGAGCGGAUUUUAUUUCCAUUUCAGGACGACGGAAUGCACACAGAUACCAACAACAAGCUGUAAGCAGCAACAGGACCUACAGGCACCAUGCGGGUUCUUUCAACCACCUCCCCGCAGUGACGUGGACAGGCAGCCGUUAGUAUGCGACUGGCACAUAUCACCUCCACCAGGAAACAAGGCGGUGCUAACGUUCCAAAACCUCAGUCUAACGGCGGACCAGAAAGGAGAGGACUUCAUCUUAAUCCAAGAGCUGGAAGACGAUGGCACAUUUCGAACAGUUCUGGAUAUACGGCAAAGUUAUCCAUUGUUCUCAGUGGAGCUCAAAAGUUCGCAGGUGAUGGUAAAGUUUGUCAAGGACAGAAUAGGCACAAAGAAGGACCCGACGUUUACUGCCUUUUACACAACCACCAAAGCUGUAACUCCAAACACAGAACCAAUUGAAAUGGAGGAGCUGUGUGAAAGUGGGUUUCAAUAUUACCGGAGCAACUGUUACCGUGUGGUCGUCAACGAGGAAACGUUAUCUUGGGAAACAGCCCAACAAAGAUGCACGGAGGCGGGUUCGGAUCUGGCCAGUAUUUCCAGCCCAGAAGAGAUGGAACACGUAAAAGAACUUCUGGAGAGAGAGACGGGUGCUGUAGACAGGGAUAGCACCAUCUCGGCUUUUAUAGGUCUCAUGACGACCGGUCAUGACGCGAAAUAUGCAUGGGUGGAUGGCAGUAAAGUGCUUUUCACAUAUUGGAGAGGGACAACCCCGUUGCCAGCUGGACAGAAUACGGAGAGUUGCGCUCUGAUGCUGACUGGCCAAACGGAGACAAAGUGGUUCACCGUGCCCUGUAACUAUCCCGAGGCUACUAGGACCUAUAUCUGCAAGGCCAAGGCCAGAGGUUGCAACAAGGACUGGACCAUGGUAGGAUUCGCCUGCCUUAGGCCCUACGAGCUGUCUUCCCGUCCGUCAAAUCCAUCUAGACAGGCCGAUCGGUUGUGCAGUGAGGCAGGCUCAUCCGUUGCAACCGUCAACUCUUCGAUCGAUUUUCUCCGCGUUCAGGGUUACCUUCAAAAUAUGUGGCCAGUCUAUCCCCGACCGCGUGUCUAUAUGAAUAUCAAAUAUGAUGGAUCAGAUACAUGUGGUGUAGUCGAGCGGCGUUACGAUACCGAGGGGGAUAGUUGGAUCGUUCCAAGAACUGACUGUGCAUUUCGCAGACCCAAUCUGGUGUUAUGCUCUAUGCGAGUUGAUGCAUCCACUUGCCCUUCCUCCUGCAAGUGCUCAGAUGGAGUCGUUAGCUGUAUAAACAAAGGCCUUGCCAAGAUCCCAGCCAAGAUCCCAAGAACAACCCGAGAACUGUACCUUGCUCGCAACAGGCUCAACCUGACAAAAGACUCCCUGAGAACAUGGCGCCUGUUAACCACCCUGGAUGUCAGUGAAAAUUCCUUGAGGGAAAUUCCCGUUGGUACAUUUUCCAGCAUGUUUCGUCUAAAAGCCCUGAACAUCAGUGGCAACCUCAUUCACAGAUUAACGGCAGAGACAUUUAAAGGAUUGGCCAGCUUGCACGUUCUUGAUCUUACAGGUAACAAUGUGAAUGAUGUUUCAAUGGAUGCAUUUCAAGGUCUUCCUGAUCUUUACAAGCUGAACACCAAUCAAUACAAGCUGUGCUGCAUGGCACCCCAGACCAACGUCUGCUCUGCUCAGCAGGAUUAUGUCUCCUCGUGUGAGCAUCUUAUCGGAAGCAACAGCCUAACAGUAACAACGUGGUUCCUUGGAGUAGUGUCAAUAGUUGGCAAUCCGGCCAUUUUAAUAUAUCAAGUGAGGAGCAAAACAAGCGGACCGUCAAAGCACUUUCUUUGCAAUCUUGCCAUAGCAGAUGCCUUGACUGGAUUAUACAUGAUCAUCAUAGCCUCUGCAAACACCUAUUAUCAAGAUCGUUAUAUUCUAAACGAACAACGAUGGCGUUCCCAUGCUGCCUGUGCUAUUGCAACGGGAUUAGUGACGUUUUCCAAAAUGGCCUCACUCUUCCUAGUAGUAGCAAUAGUUGUACAGAUCCACCUCAUAUCUCGCCUCCCGAGUACCAUUCGGAGAUUUAAGAACAGAUACAUUGCUAUUAUGAUAGCUACGUGCUGGAUGUCCGCUUUUAUGUGCACCGUUGUAACGAUGAACAUACCUCAUCUUGGAUUGCUUGACGUGCAAACGACUGCUGCGUGCUCACCAUUUAUAGACAUUAUCCAGAAGCAAGGAAGGUGGAAAUAUUGGUUUGUACUGUUCGUCACUCUUCCAACCAUCAUGACGUUGGCAUCUGUAGCAUGUUGGAGUUUAAGCUGCUAUGUAGAGGGAUUGAACAGCACGAACGAUGGCAAGAAUAAAGUAAAACACUAUGAAAAACAAAGAACAACCAAGACAAUCAUCGUGACAGACUUCAUCUGCUGGAUAAUCGUUGCUGUUGUUGGCAUGUUCUCCACGGUACAGGAUGAUAUCUUUGUCACACUGACGCCAUGGAUUGCUCUGUUUGUUGUGCCUGUGACGUGUGGACUCAAUCCGAUGAUUCAAGUAGCUGCAGCAACACAACGAUGGCCCAUGAAGAGAGAGGUUGCGUGCAAGGACGACGUUGAAGUGGAAACAGUGGAACAACUUUGCAGGAGUCUGCACGAAGCUUCAAAUAUAACCGCAAUUGAAAAAGACGAGAAUUCAGAAGGGACUCUCAUACAGUCAUAUCUGCAAUGCCUUUCCGGUGACAUAGUACCCAGUCACGUGGUUAAAGUGCUUCUUCAGUUCAGGAAAGGGUAUGAAAUACAACAAGAGUCAGCUAUCACAAAUGAAAUGAUGAUACUGAGGCGGAUAGGACAAGCUGGGGGACACCAGAAUGUUGUCCGACAGUGUGCCAUUGCUGACAAAGACGCAAUGAAAUGGGCCCUGUACACGCUCCAUCAUCAUUACAAACUGAGAGAGGUGCUGACCGACCUAACAUCUGAAGACUUGCUUACGACCAACUUGGACAUGACGAAAGCCUUGAAGUUCCUUCACCAAAACGACAUCGUUCUUGGGAAAAUGUCUCUAGAUGCUCUCCUGGUUGAAAAGGAGCCACACUUGAAGGUUCUCAUCGCAGAUUUCUCCAAUGCCAAGGUCGUCGGCAGUAACAACAACUCUAACAAAGACUUUGACGCAGAUUUCCAAGAAUGGAAGAAGCUGAAAGGUGUAAUCGAACGAAAAUCAUCAAAUUUUUCCCUGCCAAUAAACAUUGUGCUGAGGAGGUUUUAAUUCAACUCACAAGGCCCCUGUCCAGUCAAUGGGUGGCGAUAGCUGAGCAACCGUAGGGCGACAAAAAUGAUUUAUUAUUAAUCGGAUUCGUUUAACCUUGAUUAUUCUACUUAGCUCACAAUAUUCAGAGAAAACAACACAGCCUUGUAUGAAUAUUGUAUGGUAACUGUUAUUAGACAGUUACCAAAAACGACGAUGUUAUAAAAGUUUGAAUGUGUUAUCAAUAUGUUAAAGCCAUGAUGGGCCUCACAUGCGAAGUCAUAAUGACAUAAAGUUUACUAAUGUUGUAUGGAUUUCCAUUUCCUUUAUUGAAUAAAUACGUGACGAAAACUGUGAUAUGAAAGUUUUAAGUAUCUGAAGCCUGGUCUUCGUUUUAAACAACACCCUCUUACAACCGAACAGUCUGAUUUAAUUCUUUAGAGGCGUAGUUGCAAAGAACAAACUGCUAAAUUCAGAUAGGCCACAUCCGAAUCAGUAGACACACACACAACUAGUAGCUUGAGCCGCUGCCAAAGCAGUAACUCAUUCUAUACGUGCCUUGAGCGGAGAUUUGACAUCGACCGACCCAUCGUAGAUUACUGGAUCAGCUUGUAAUCUGCAUAAG